Pelobates fuscus (common spadefoot toad) is the source of this 1145-nucleotide messenger RNA. Its product is annotated as group XIIA secretory phospholipase A2-like. Gene Ontology annotation, molecular function: calcium ion binding; A2-type glycerophospholipase activity. NCBI's taxonomy places the organism in Eukaryota, Metazoa, Chordata, Amphibia, Anura, Pelobatidae. The record is from RefSeq and is a predicted model, not a curated record. The transcript has 4 exons. The coding region runs from base 389 to 976 and encodes 195 amino acids. Gene Ontology annotation, cellular component: extracellular region. Gene Ontology annotation, biological process: arachidonate secretion; phospholipid metabolic process; lipid catabolic process.
GUCGCCCGCUGAUGAGGUCACUGGGAGGCGUCGCUCCAUGGUCUAGCUGCUGUUAUUUGAUCGGGAGUUGCUGGCUCUGUGUUAUAAGGAUUCUCUUAUCUUCAGCUAGACUCCAUGCCGUGCCUGCAGAGCACACUGUGCUGCUCGCUGCUCUGCCAGUGACGGGGGGCUGCUGUUGUCCUGUGAAGAUGGGGGUGCUGAGGAUUGCUAUACCAGCCUGUUUGUUUACAUAGAAGGUGCAGGAGCUGCCAAGCAGGAAGCAGCAGGUUCCUGGAUCUGUAACAGCUGUGAGUCCCAUGGGCUACAGGCAGCUUGUCUGGGCUGUGACACAAAUCUUUUAUCUCCAUUAAAGUGCACUACAGGCUUCCUCAGCACAGACUGUUCAGCCAUGUGCCCCUGGCUGCAUGUGCUCACACUGAUCAUGACUACCUACCUGCUGGUUAACAGCCAUGAGGGGCCAGCAUACCAGUCCCAUCAGCAGCCUGAGACCCCUGACUGGAGGAUGACUCUGAAGACCAUCAGGAAUGGGGUGCAUAAGAUUGACAUGUAUCUGAAUGCAGCCCUGGACCUUCUUGGAGGAGAGGAUGGACUUUGUCAGUUUAAGUGUAGAGAUGGAUCUAAGCCAUUUCCACGCUACGGCUACAAACCCUCACCUCCAAAUGGAUGUGGCUCUCCAGUAUUUGGUGUCCAUUUUGACAUAGGCAUUCCUUCCAUGACAAAAUGUUGCAAUCAGCACGAUCGCUGCUAUGACACCUGCGGUAAUAUGAAGAAUGAAUGUGAUGAGCAGUUUCAAAGCUGUCUCUCCAAGAUCUGCCGAGACGUGCAGAAAACUCUGGGCAUUUCAGAGAGCGUUCAAGCUUGUGAAUCAACUGUGUCUCUGCUUUUUGAAACGGUCAUACACCUGGGAUGUAAACCUUACAUGGAGAGCCAGAGAGCUGCCUGCAUGUGUCAGUUCGAAGAAAAGAUUGACUUGUGAAGUAAACUAUAGGAAUUUUAUAACCAUAAUCUCAAGUACCUUAACAUUUCAGUCAUGCUGUUGUGACUUGUAUGAAAGACUCUUUAACAGAUAUUUAAUAUUUUGUUAGAAAUGCAAUCAAAGAAAAUUAAUAUAUUUUAAUGCAAAAUAAAAAGUAAAUUGUUUUAAA